GUGCGGGCGCGGCUUCCCGGGUCCCCGGCAGCGGCCUCUACACUCGCGGCGGCGGCAUCUACGCUCGCAGAGCCGCCGAUGCGCGUCCGGUGACCCGGACAGCGAGGCCCGCGCGCGGCGGGGGCGGCGGCAGACGCCUGGCCACCGUGACCCCAAUUUUGGACUUACCGCUCGGGGGGUGGGGGGAGCCUAACUGGCGAUUGUUUUGGGGGACGCCGGACGCCAUGUUGUGGAAAAUAACCGAUAAUGUCAAGUAUGAAGAGGAUUGCGAGCCUCGGGAACAGGGCCUGGAAAAAGAAUGGCAGAUCCCACCCACAAAGCUUACCGGCGGCGCCAACAUGUGCGGGCUGGUGAGCGAGCGCUCGCUGCACCGUAUGCACCGCGUGCCGACUGCUUCCCCGGGCCCCGGCCCCGGCUUCUCCAAGCCCAAGGCCUGGGGUUCGGACUUGGCACCUCAGAGCGCCUCGGGCGUCGGAGCGCCCAGACCUUGGCCGCCGGGCUUUGAGGGCGCGUUCCCCCAGGAUCGGCACGACGCGAGCAGCAACGGGAACCCGCGCCUCCCCCACCUCUCCUCGGCCGGGCAGCACCUCUACAGCCCCGCGCCGCCCCUCUCCCAUACUGGAGUCGCCGAAUACCAGCCACCACCCUACUUUCCACCUCCCUACCAGCAGCUGGCUUACUCGCAGUCAGCCGACCCCUACUCGCAUCUGGGAGAAGCCUACGCCGCUGCCAUCAACCCCCUGCACCAGCCGGCGCCCACCGGCAGCCAGCAGCAGGCCUGGCCCGGCCGCCAGAGCCAGGAGGGGACUGGCCUGCCGUCGCACCACGGGCGCCCGGCCGGCCUGCUCCCCCACCUCUCCGGGCUGGACGGGGGUACCAUGAGCGCCCGCCGCGAUGCCUACCGCCGCUCGGACCUGCUGCUGCCGCCGCACGCGCACGCCCUGGACGCCGCGGGCCUGGUGGAGAACCUGGGGCUCCACGACAUGGCGCACCAGAUGGAGGAGGUGCAGAACGUCGACGACCAGCACCCGCUUCUGCACGAUCAGACGGUUAUUCGCAAAGGUCCCAUUUCAAUGACCAAGAAUCCCUUGAGCCUCCCUUGUCAGAAGGAGCUGGUGGGGGCCGUGAUGAAUCCCAGCGAGGUCUUCUGCUCCGUCCCUGGAAGAUUGUCCCUCCUCAGCUCCACGUCUAAAUACAAAGUGACAGUUGCUGAAGUCCAGAGGCGAUUGUCCCCGCCUGAGUGCCUGAAUGCCUCAUUACUGGGAGGUGUUCUCAGAAGAGCCAAAUCUAAAAACGGAGGCAGGUCCCUGCGGGAGAAGUUGGACAAGAUUGGGUUGAAUCUUCCAGCCGGGAGACGGAAAGCUGCUCAUGUAACGCUCCUGACUUCCUUAGUAGAAGGUGAGGCUGUGCAUUUGGCUCGGGACUUCGCAUAUGUUUGUGAAGCAGAAUUUCCUAGUAAAUCGGUGGCCGAAUAUUUAACCAGACCUCAUCUAGGAGGACGGAAUGAGAUGGCAACCAGGAGGAACAUGCUGCUGGCCGCACAGCAAGUGUGUAAAGAAUUCACAGAUCUUCUCAAUCAAGACCGAACACCCAACGGGAACAACCGGCCCACCCCGGUGUUGGAGACGAACAUACAGAACUGCUUGUCUCAUUUCAGCCUGAUUACCCACGGGUUUGGCAGCCAGGCCAUCUGUGCCGCCGUGUCUGCUGUGCAGAACUACAUAAAAGAAGCCCUGAUAGUCAUAGACAAAUCCUAUAUGAAUCCUGGAGACCAGAGUCCAGCUGAUUCUGGCAAAACCCUGGAGAAAAUGGAGAAGCAUAGGAAGUAAAAUGAGGGGGAAUGAAGGGCCGAAGAGUCUUGAAGGAAAAGGCCUCUGAAGUCGUUCUUGACCUGGACAGACUGGGAACCCCUCUGGCCUGGUGGACAGAGUUUUUACCCACCUUCCCAUUAAAAAGGCUUCCACUGAUUUCCAGAUCCGCGCGUGCCCUCCCGGAUUGUUAGUUGUUUCUCUAGCGCUGAAGUAUCUCCUUAACUCUGGACAAGUUAUCAGAAGGUGACAAGUACUGGUUCUUUACUCAUUAAGCUUGUAUUUUAUUUUUUUGAACCCCAUUUUUCCUUUCUCUGAAAGUGGUGCUACAAGUUUUAGAACCUGUAAAAUAAAUUGCCUGGGUGAAGAAAAACCCACACACUUA
Diceros bicornis minor is the source of this 2193-nucleotide messenger RNA. RefSeq names its product transcription factor AP-2 gamma (gene TFAP2C). Gene Ontology annotation, biological process: anatomical structure development; regulation of transcription by RNA polymerase II; regulation of cell population proliferation. Gene Ontology annotation, cellular component: nucleus. Gene Ontology annotation, molecular function: RNA polymerase II transcription regulatory region sequence-specific DNA binding; DNA-binding transcription factor activity, RNA polymerase II-specific. The record is from RefSeq and is a predicted model, not a curated record. The transcript is spliced from 9 exons. The coding region runs from base 225 to 1829 and encodes 534 amino acids. Lineage: Eukaryota; Metazoa; Chordata; Mammalia; Perissodactyla; Rhinocerotidae.